Messenger RNA from Daphnia magna, 1496 nucleotides. Its product is annotated as ras-related and estrogen-regulated growth inhibitor-like protein. NCBI's taxonomy places the organism in Eukaryota, Metazoa, Arthropoda, Branchiopoda, Diplostraca, Daphniidae. The transcript is spliced from 6 exons. Bases 168 to 1001 code for a protein of 277 amino acids. The record is from RefSeq and is a predicted model, not a curated record. Gene Ontology annotation, molecular function: GTPase activity; GTP binding.
CUCUAAGAGAAGAAUCGCCAGUGUCUUGCAGCGCUGAUUAACUAAAACACAAGUUUCAAAGCCCAUCCAAAACGGAUAUUUGAUUUCCCUUCUUUUUCUUCGCAACACAAGAAUUUCAAAACUGUCAACGUCGUCAGGUUCUACAAGAGCCAGGCCAUACCGUCAUCAUGAAAAACGGGAUUCAAUACCAAGUCAAAGUAACGAUCAUCGGAGCCCGCCAAGUGGGGAAAUCAGCUCUAACGGUUCGCUACCUAACGCGGCGUUACAUCGGUGAAUACAAAUCGCACACAGAUUUAUCAUAUCGGCAAGUUUUCUGCAUAGACGGAUCGAGCGUCGAAGUUGAAAUCGUCGACGUCUCUAAUCAUCCGGAGGAUACGAGCGUGCCGACGACACGAGCCAAAAACAGCGACGCCUGCGUCGUUGUCUACUCGAUUUCCGACAGGACAAGCUUUGAAGCAGCACACGAAGCUCUUAUCGCCCUGCAGACAAACAACUCGACCAGUUGCCAGCGAAAAUCUUUUGAGGACGACAACAAAGAAGAACACGAAAUCAAUCUAUCCCCGCUGUCCGUACCUGUCGUCUUGUUGGCCAAUAAAAAAGAUCUCGGACAUCUAAGACAGGUUAAUGCGGCAGAGGGAAGGGAGCUGGCCAAACGGUUUUCAUGCGUUUUCUGCGAAGUUUCAGCGGCAGAUCCGGCCGAAAGCGAACCGGAAGAUUUGGCCGACAUUUUCAAUCAAUUGAUCAAGGAAGCGCGGAGUUUCAAAAUCAGGCAACAGGAUGCCAAUAACAACGCGAAUAACAACAACGGAAGCAGUCAUAACAGCCGACAGCGGAAGCGUUCCGUCUACAUCAUCAAUCGAAUGCUCGGUUCGCUGAUGGGUCGUAAUUCGAUGCCACCUGAACUACCUUCUUCUCGCAAGGGAGGCACUUCUCAAAUGGCAUCUUCCAUGCCAAACGUGGCAGGUUCGUUCCGAUCUGUUUUCAAAAAACGGUCCGUCUAAUAUCCAUCGCUCCCUAGUUGCCAUUAUAUUAUAAGAGAUUUCACGCAAAAAUACUCUCUUUACCUGAUGUCUAUAUCACAAAUUUGUACGUGCAAAAACAAAAAUGGAUUCGACAUUUAUUUUGAAAUUGAAUCAAAGUGAAAAAUUGUAUGGCAAUGGCUGUUAUUGAAUUGGAUUCUCGAUAUCAAGAGAUUUCGCUGUUUUUACUUCUACACGCAAAAUUUGAUAAAAUUAAUCCAAAAUGUGUUUCUUAUUUUAUGUAAAAAAAAAGUAGAGUGACGGAGAAAUUGUGUAAAAAUAUUUUGAUUUCCCAACUUCAAAAUUCUUUAUUUUGAUCAAACAAAUGGCUCAGAAAAUUUGAUAUGUUUGAAUAUGUGAUAAUAUCGGUUGUUAUGUUUGUCACAAUUAUUGGUCGAUUGUGUUUGCGCGUGAAAGAAUUUAACAGUUUCUUCCCUGUGAUGUUGAACGAAUGAAAAUGAAAGAAUCUCACAAUGA